Messenger RNA from Candida dubliniensis CD36, 1869 nucleotides. RefSeq lists its product as uncharacterized. The record is from RefSeq and is a predicted model, not a curated record. NCBI's taxonomy places the organism in Eukaryota, Fungi, Ascomycota, Pichiomycetes, Serinales, Debaryomycetaceae. The coding region runs from base 1 to 1869 and encodes 622 amino acids. The transcript has a single exon.
AUGUAUGGUGUGUGUAAUAUUGGCCAAAAACUUUUCUUUCUGAGAACACACAGUAAGAAAAAAAAAAAAAAAACUUUUGGAAAAAAGCCCACCAAAAGAAAAAUAAUAAAUAAUAAUAAUACAAAACAAUACAAUACACUAACUUCCUCCAAUAUUAUUAGUUUUGAAAAAAUAAUUAUACUCAAUACCAUGGCUCAUCCAGGUAGACCAAGAGGUCGUAUGAAUAAAAAGACAUUACAAGCACAAGCUGAACUUGCUCGAGCACAACAAGCUCAAGCUCAAGCUCAAGCCCAGGCACAAGCGCAACGAGCGGCAGUAGGUGGUCAAUUAGUCCCAGGAGGGAAUGGAGGAGGGAUUCCUCCUCCACAUCAGAAUGGACAAUCUCAAUAUUCUACUAAAGAAGAAAGUCUUGGGGUUCAAUUACAUGAUGAAGCAGAUUUGAUUUCUUUUAGAAAUGAUGCAUUGUUUCGAUACAUAACUAAUCAUGAAUAUAUUGAGAAUGUGACGAGUAAAUUAAUUCAUACUUCGAAAAUAAUUCCUCCAAGUUUAUAUCCAAUAAUUCCCAAACCUAAUGUUAAUAGUAGCAACAAUGAAUAUGAAAAUUUGAAACCAGAAGAUGUAUAUUUUGGUGAUUUAGGAGCAAUGAAAUAUAUGGAAAAGAAAUUAACAACAAAAUUACAACAAAUGGAGAAAAAUUUGGAUCCUAAUUAUAAUAAAUAUUUAUUAAAUGAUGAUGAUGAUAACAAAAACAACAACAGUGGCAAUAAUGAAUUUCAAUAUCAUCGAGAAAAUACUAUGAAAUUAUCUAAAUUACAAGAGAAUUUAAUUUAUAAAGAAUCUUUAAAUAAUUUAGAAUUACAAUUGGAUCAAAUUUUAAAUGAUUAUAAAACAAAAUUUAAUAAAAUUUAUAAAGAAUCACCUUCAAUUUAUCAAUAUUCAAUCUCAAUUGAUAAAAUUUCUUCAAUGAUGGAAGUCACAUCAGCACCUGAAAAUUAUAAUCCAAAACUGAUUAAUUCAUUUGUUAAUAUAGGAGGCAAUACCAAUGCCAAUAUCAAUGGAGAUAUAUCAAAUGCAUCCAAUAGUGAUGGUGCCGGUGCUGGUACAGGUACAGAUACAGGUGCGGUUUCUGAAAUGGGGAAUUUCAAUAAUAUUGAUGAUGAUGGCUUGAGUGGGUUUCAAUUUUCUAAUAAUAUAGAUACAUCUAAAUUCAAUGGGAUUAAUGGGGUGUCGAUGAAUCAAUUUGGGAAUAAUUUUCAAGUGUCUGCGAAUAAUAAACCCGAUACCAUUAAUAUCAACAACAAUAUAUCAACAAACAAAUCUAAUUUGGAUGUCAAUAAUAACAAUCAUAAUCCUACUAACAAAGUCGAAUCCACAACCAACAAUAAAUCACAAGGACUUUCUGAAAAUGUAAAUUCAACGAACAACAGCAACACAUCAAAUACCAUACAAAGUUACAAUAGCAAUAUCAAUACUAAUGGUAGUAAUGAUGACAAUAUAGAACAAGAGGAUAUCGAUAUCGAUGAUGGGAAUAAUAUAAUACCCCAUGAUAAUUACAACAACAACAACAAUAAUAAUAAUAAUAAUAAUGCUGAUGAUGAUCUUGUUGUUGAAGGUAACAAUGUUGGCCCAAAUAGAAUUGAUGAUGGUGAUGGUGACGAUGAUGGUGUUGACAAUGACAAUGGUACUAAUGGAUUGGAUAUGAAUCAAUUAUUUGAAGAUAAUGGACAUGGUGAUAUAGAUCAUCUGGAAAUGGUUAAUGAUGAUAUUGGAGAUCUUUAUAAUUUUGAAACUGGAGGAGGAGGAGAUGAUGAUGACGUUGACAAUGGAUUAAUGGAUGGAUUAGAAUUUGAGCAAGAUUUCUUAAAUUAA